GGCAAGGGCGGGGCUGGGGAGCGCGAGGCGGGAGCGGCGUGGCGGGGAGCCGCAGCGCAGUGCCCGGGACGAUGCCAGGCGCGCCGGCCGCGCGCUGAGCGCUCGCGCCCGCCGCUGCUGCCCGGCAGGAGGUGUCCUGCAUCUCCCCUGAAGGCAGGAUGACAGAGCACGAGGACUUUGCCAGCCUGGCUGGGUACUGGAACGCCUCAGACAGCUCUCAGUUCAGCCCCGCCAGCGUCAUCAUCCCAGUUGUCUUCUCCCUCAUCUUCCUCCUGGGCACGGUGGGCAACAGCUUGGUUCUGGCAGUGCUGCUUCGCAAUGGACAGAUGGGCCACAACACCACCAACCUCUUCAUCCUCAACCUCAGCCUAGCCGACUUCUUCUUCAUCAUCUUCUGCGUCCCUUUCCAGGCCACCAUCUACUCACUGGAGGGCUGGGUCUUCGGAUCCUUCAUGUGCAAGGCCGUCCACUUCUUCAUCUACCUCACCAUGUAUGCCAGCAGCUUCACGCUGGCCGCCGUCUCAGUGGACAGGUACCUGGCCAUCCGCUACCCACUGCGCUCCCGGGAACUGCGGACCCCCUGCAACACGGUUGCGGCCUUGGCUGUGAUCUGGGGUCUCUCUGUGGUCUUCGCUGGUCCAUACCUGAGCUACUAUGACCUGAUCGAGUGGGAGUCCAGCUACAUCUGCAUGCCUGGCUGGGAAGAGUGGAAGCGCAAGAUCAUAGACACCAGCACGUUUGCCUUUGGCUACAUGAUCCCCGUGCUGAUCGUGAGUCUCUCCUACACCAGGACCAUCAAGUACUUGUGGACGGCCGUGGACCCCCUGGAGGAUAUGUCAGAGUCCAAGAAGGCCAAGCGGAAGGUGACCAAGAUGAUCAUCAUAGUGACCAUCCUCUUCUGUCUGUGCUGGCUGCCCUACCAUGUGGUGAUCCUGUGCUACUUCUAUGGGGACUUCCCCUUCAACCAGGCCACCUAUGCCUUCCGGCUGCUCUCCCACUGCAUGGCCUACGCCAACUCCUGCCUCAACCCCAUUGUCUAUGCCCUGGUCUCCAAGCACUUCCGCAAGGGCUUCAAGAAGGUCUUCAGCUGCCUUCUGAGGAAGAAAGCCCGCAACAAGGUCCAUGUGGUGCAUGCUGCCCACACGGUGCCUGGCUUCGAGGCGGGCUCCACUGAGGUAUCCCAGAUGAACGAGGAGAACAACGGGCAGCAGGACGGGUGCGAGCUGGAUGCAGGAUCCCUCAUGGUCCAGUCGGGCUCCUCCAGGCCCCUUCACCUCUCCUAGAAGCGAGGUUCCAUCCUCUUGGGCAGCCGUGCUUUGUUGCCAGUGGCAGGGAGAGGCCUCCCCUUCUUGCUGGAUGAUGGAGAGGACACGAGGGACAGCCCCAGAGAAUCCUACGCUUACCCCUGGACUUAAAUUUCUCUUGGCAUGCCACAGGCCUGUUGUUCUCCAAAGCACUGCAUCCGAGCCCCCAGACAGCGUGCGAGAAUGGGCCUGCCCGUCGGAGGGAACAGACCCCGGCUCACACCGGAGCCACAGCUCUGCUGGACUAAAGCUCAUUGGACCCAGUCUUUGCGAAUAGAGCAGAGACCAGCAGCACCAGCCCAGCUCUGAUUGUGUCUGGGUUGGUUGUCAGUGCUCUCUGCUCCUUAAUACCAGCUAACGCCCAUCACUGCCUUGCUCUAGUGUAGUCCUGUCUAGGCGGUUCUGCUUUUUGCUUCAUUUAUGUGGCUUCUCGGGGUUAAAACAUCCCCUCCCAUCUCUAGCUCAUGGCACAGUGUCUGGAGGCAGAUUCCUAACCCACUGAUCCAUCUAUCACAGGUGAGGGGCAUUGCUCAGAGAGGAGAGCACAGAAACACAGCAGGCAAAGCUGCCUGGCCUGCUCUAUCCAUCUUUCAAACACACCCUGAGGGAACAGACAGGGUUGGCCCAUCCCUCAGCCUCUGCUUGGGGCACUGUUUUGUACCACUCCGUUUGCCAUGUGCAUUUGCAACUGCCCCACUGACUUCAUUGUUCAGUCAUGUGCUUCAUUCAGCCACGUGCUUGUCCCUUUGCACCCAGGACCUUGGCCAUGUGCUCAUCUUUGAUCCAUGAUACCUGCCCACCUACCCCCCCCCACCCGCUCUGUGCUGCCUACCAGGUGCGUGGUGUUCACCAUGCAAUACCUGACACAAGGUCACCACUUGACACUGUCCCAGGUCUAGGUGCUGGGAGCAUCAUCAGAGCACAGCCCUUGUGUGUGAGCUGCUCCUUUCCCCUGUGCUCACUGUGCGACCUUCAUCAGCGCUUGUGUUCCGCAUAGCAGGGGGGACCAUAGCGUGCAGACAGUCCAGAAUCGGUGCUGGUUUAUUGAUUAUGCCAUGGCCAAAUCAUUCACCGUAACCAGAGUGUCCUUAAAGCAAGUUGUAUUCACGGCAUGGGUGCACGGCUGCCUGUGGGCGUCUGCUUCUGGUGCUCACCAUUCUAGUGUAAGGGGCUCUCCUUCACACAUGGAGCACUGGGGUCUGCGUGAGGGAGACGGAGCUGUACAUACUGUAGAGGUGUCUUUCUAACCAAAUAAAUAUGUUUUCCUAAUUUGGGAAGCAA
Molecule: messenger RNA, 2585 nt
Organism: Dermochelys coriacea (leatherback sea turtle)
Lineage: Eukaryota; Metazoa; Chordata; Testudines; Dermochelyidae
Product: galanin receptor 2b-like
Exons: 3
Coding region: 159-1283 (374 amino acids)
Biological process (GO): G protein-coupled receptor signaling pathway
Cellular component (GO): membrane
Molecular function (GO): G protein-coupled receptor activity
Source: RefSeq, a predicted model, not a curated record